This is a messenger RNA of Caenorhabditis remanei, 1782 nucleotides long. RefSeq lists its product as uncharacterized. The record is from RefSeq and is a predicted model, not a curated record. The coding region runs from base 1 to 1782 and encodes 593 amino acids. Gene Ontology annotation, biological process: regulation of signal transduction. NCBI's taxonomy places the organism in Eukaryota, Metazoa, Nematoda, Chromadorea, Rhabditida, Rhabditidae. The transcript is spliced from 6 exons. Gene Ontology annotation, molecular function: phosphatidylinositol-5-phosphate binding. Gene Ontology annotation, cellular component: plasma membrane.
AUGCCCCAGUGGGAUAAGAGAGAGAGAGAGAGAGAAAUAAUGAGGAUGGAUAGAGGACACUGGUUCCGGAUUAUCGCAAAUAUCGGGCGAGUGUCCUCUCCCCUAGCCGCCGAGGCGAUUGACGAGCUCGUCUUGAUGGCUCGACACAAUCUUUCGGAGCCACAACUGCUCCAGUCGAUUCUCAACGAGAUAGAAGCCAUCGGCUCAUUGUAUCCGACGGCACUGAAGAAGCACUCGGCGUUCUUCCAGACACUGACACGUAGUCGGGUCAUCGAGAGGAUUCUCGCACAUUUGAGCAUGAACAAUGAGAAUUUGCCGAUGGAGAAGCAAUCCAGUGAAUCGCUGCUUUCGAAAAACUCAAAAGUUUUCGGGAAUCUGAUAACAAGUGGCGGGCGGACGGUGUUCGAAGUGUGUGAGUCGCCGACUGUCGAGUUGUGUGAGCUGGAUAGAAAUACGCAUUCGUUGGCGAUGCAGUAUCAGAAUAAUAGGUCGAGUGGAUCGUUGAGCCGGAGGAGUCACGCGAGUAUUGCACACUCGUUGGGAGCAGGCACUCAUGGCGCCUACUCGGAUAUAAUGGAAUCGCGUGAUCUAUCAAUGAUCUCGAUGCCAUCCAGUUCUCGAACCAACGUCCUCUUAUCAUCCCAACCCACUACCUUAUCCUCUCGUGCCCACCAAACCCUCCCCCAAUCCUUCGCUCCUCAAACCCAAAUGACCCAAAUCCAAAUGGGCAAAGACGGGCGGGUCCGUCCGGUCGGUGGCGGUCGACGGCCUGUCCAAUGGCCCGCGGGAAGCACUGAAACCACUUUCCCAGCUCAUCUGGGACCGAUUACCACGUCGAAGAUGUGCGCGUUGAAUGAAGAGGAUGAGAAGUGGAUUAAUAACGAUAGAAAUGACGUGGUCUAUAAAUUUGUGGAGCAUCGAAAAAACAAGAUUCGAAGGUAUAUUGGAGAAGUGAACACACGGUUUCCGGUUCCAGUUCAGUGUACGGUGGAGGGAUCGAAAAGUUCAAAACACCGUAUGGUCAUCCAUUUCUCCUGCCAAACUCGCUCCUCACCCUGCUGUGUUUUCACAAAAGAAUAUCUGUUUGCCUUUAAAACCAAGUACCCAUCAUUCUGGCUCCAUUUCAUGUUCCUCCAAAUGGAAUGCUCUGCAAUUACUCAAUUCGGGGAGGUCGUCGGAAAAGAUUCUCAACAAUAUCAGACACUGGAACACUGUUGGAAGUGUCUACCCUCGUCAAUCACAAAAAACGUCCCAUUCGAUACAAUGAUCACGGCGGCGUUUCCCAAUUCAAAGGAUCAGGAAAAACUGAUAAAGGAACUCGACGAGGCGGGAUUCUUCGCGUGUUUCACAAUGGACUCGACGAACAACAUGUGGAAUUGUAUAAGUUGUACGAAUCCUGAGAAAGUCAAGUACUUUGUUGAGGAGGGAGGAGCUGAGAAGGUUCUGGAGGGACAGUUAAAGGAGAAAAAGGGACGAUGGAGGUUUUUGAAGAGAUGGAAUACAAAGUACUUCACGUUGUCAUCGGCGGCACUCAAUUAUAGUACACAGCAUAUGCCGACCGAUUCCCGCGCCCUGCUCCCUUCAAUAGACCUCCGAUCGAUCCGAUCCGUUAGAUCUCUUGGCAGAGGAAAGAAAGCUAGAAAAAGUCUCCGGAAAGCGUUCGAAAUCUUCACCGCCGACAACACCUCCCUAAUUCUAAAAGCCAAAGACGAGAAGAAUGCGGAGGAAUGGUUACAGUGCCUUCAGAUUGCAAUGGCUCACGCCAGACGGGAGUUGACUUAA